Porites lobata is the source of this 3704-nucleotide messenger RNA. The record is from the annotation of a GenBank genome assembly. NCBI's taxonomy places the organism in Eukaryota, Metazoa, Cnidaria, Anthozoa, Scleractinia, Poritidae.
GGCUAGGCUCAGGAAAAAAAUUCUCAAUCGCCGACGGGGCUAUCGUUGCAUCAAAUUUUGGUUUGCUUUUCUAACUUUCCCUCUGCAAGGGAUAACAAGAGGUAAAGUACAUUUUUUAAAUCUGUAUUUUUGAUAUUAACUAUAUCAUUUUGUUCUCUUCGGCAUACUUGAUGUAAAAUUACUUUAAGCUUUGCGGAAGCUUAAAGCUUUUCACUCCUAAAAACUGCCGAAACGAAUAAAAUGGUUGAAGUUUUGUUGUUUAAUCCGGAGUAGUUUACAGUAUUAUUUUUAGGCAUCCCUCUCACCGUAAACAAAACCGGGCCAUAAUGCCUUCUAAUCCGAAGAAAGGAAAAACACUGAAGUGUUCAGAAAAUCUAAAGGACUUUUACGAGAAUGACGACGAGUUUAAGUUUCAUGAAGGUAAGCCUUUUUUCACAGUUUAAUAAGCUAAAAUGGACUUAAAGUUAAGUAAUCGCUUCCAUAAGACAAAUGUGGGGAAUUUUAGGGAAAAAAAUCAUUAAAAAUUCCCUUUAUAUCUGCAUUUAAUUAAAGAUUAAGCUCAUAUAUGCUGAAGUCACAAUUCACACUGGCUCAGGUUUAGGUUCAAGUUUAAUAAUAGUUUAUGAAAAACGCAGUUUCUAACGAGUACUAAUCACUGGUUUGGUAUGCUAAACGUAAGCCUUGAACGCUUCAAGAAAAUGUCGUUUAAUCCUGUCUAAGCCAUGGUAUAAAAUUAAGGCUUAGGACCAUUCCAUUAAAUACACACACCCCCUAUGGAUGAAGGACUUUGAAAUUUUUCAAACCCAGCGUGCAAAGAAAGUCCUGUCCGAUACCCAGAGUUAAUGGAUUUUGCUAUCAGGUUAGUACAUUAUGUUCUUAACUUGCCCGACAGGCGAGUUAAUUCUUUUUGGGGAGGGAACUCCAAUUAUUGUAAAACUGUAAUCGGUCCUACCAGAAGCACACGUGCUUCUGGUCAUGCACUUCAAAUUUUUUUUCGGCUAGUUGAAAUGACUGCUGGGCUAUUACAUGCUAGCUACAGCUUGGCAUCAAAUAGGGGACGACUUUCUUUGCAUUUAGUUAAACCCUCAGAAAAAUGCCAUUUUUUCCCUAAAAUUCAUUUAACAUUUAUCCCCACAUAAAAUAACUUUUUAUUUUUUAGCAUCGUCAGUGAAAUCUGAACAACAACAGCAUCAACAGAAAGCUAAUGUUCCUGUGGUCAAGUCCAAGAAGAGACAAGCCAUGACACCAGCGGAUGAUUUCCAAGAUUCUGACCCAGAAGAUGAUUACGGUGACAAAUCGUAUGUAAUUCUACUGUCGUUUCAUAACUGCACUCAUGUAGAUACCACAUCAGUGGGAACAUCUCGACCGGACCACUUUCCCAUUUCAAUGAUGUAAAUAUGGCUUAGAGCUGUCUCAGACAGCUUUGUUUCGGAAUAAAUUUUAAAGAAAAUCUCACGUGUUCUUUAAGGUUUAAAGACUGACAUUUUGUUAAAUCGUAUGUAAUUCCACUAUCGUUUCAUAGCUGCACUGUAAACAUGAAUCACGGGUACACUUUCGGACCACUUUCCCAUUUCAUGUAAAUUUGGCUUAGAGCCAGCUCAUACAGAUUUGCUCUGGACAUAAAAGUUAGAAAAGAAAAAUCUCACGGUUUCGUAAGGUAUAAAGACAUCUUGGUAACCAGGAAAGUCACGACGGUUCUUCAACUUUGGUGUUAAAGAGUUAUCUUGAAAUUUGGGAAAUACAUUUCAGUGAUUUUAAACCACUCUAAAAAUCUUACACCCUGGCUCAUACGUUUUCAUAGCAGCUCAUUAAUCGAAUCAAAUAGAGGGAAUUACAUGAUAGCCUGAAUUUCAUCCGAUUACUUCGAGUCGUUAUUACUCCCUCAGGAGAAAACGACUCGAAGCAAUCGGAUGAAUUUCAGGCUAAUUACAUGAAGUUUUAGAAAAGAAACAAAGAAACAAAACGGAUCAUUUAAUGAUUGUUGCUGAUAUAACAAUAUCAGCAUCUAAGUUAUUAACUUAAAAUGCAGCAUACCUUCUCUCUUUCUUUCCUUCCUGCUCCCACUUCACUUUUAACCGGUAUAAACGAGGAUAUGAAAUGCAGUACUUUGUUCUGAUCUUUCCUUUCAUCUUCUUUUUAGAAGUGACCUUGAAAUGCAAGGAAUACUGAACAGCUUUGGAGGUCAGGAAUGUUAUAAGAUUUUAAAAAACGUAUUGCCAGUUCCGUCUGAGGCAUUGCUAGUUAAGCAUUCUCUCUCUCGUCAUUUUUUUCCAGCUGACAUCACAAAGACUUUAACUGCCAAGCGAAAGAGAAUACAAACAUUUACACAAGCAUCCCUUAAGGCAAGCAGUAGAAAAUUUGACGAAGUCUGGCAUACACAGCAACGUGAACGGUGAGAGAAACGUAAUCUUUUUUUUUGUUAGACACGGUAAAAGUAGAGGACCGGCUGGGCCUGAAGGAUUUUGAACUGAAUAUCAGAUGGUUUACUUGAUCAGCCUUCCGGCAUAAUAUUAAAUGAGCGUUGCAUUACUGACAGCUGCUACUUAUCUUGUCCACCAGAAGCAGUCACUACGAUGAAUUCAGCAAGCAACUCAUGAACGUUAUAACCCAGGGAGAGACAGAUUUGCAAAAGACAAGAGAAGCAGAGGAGAAACUAGAGGUAACAGAAAUACGCGAGAAAUUGCUACAAUUAAUUUAGGAUCGCUAACUGCUUACAAAUCUUGUAUCAGAAGCUUAAAUGCGCUUUAAUAUCAAAGUCACACGAGUUCUGGGCAAUGGUAUUCCAGAAGCCAAUCAUUUUAAAACUCCAGAACAACACAAAUUCUGGCGAUAAAUAGAGACCGAUUGAUUCUCAGGGAAUACCUGCCUUGGAAAGAACACCUGGAUCUAAGGCCGGUUGGUGUUGGGAUUUAAACUUUUACAAUCUAUUAACGUUGUUCCGAUGUCAAUUUUGUCCUAAGAACCUGUACAAACAACAACAGAAGCUUUUUCAGCAGCAGCGCAUUGUCCAGAGCCAAAGACUCAAAAGGGUUCGUCAGCUGCUUGAAGAUCAUACCAAGAACUUACAAGAUUUGCAGAGAAGUCAUGAAGCUCAACAAGUUACUGUCCAGGAGCAACUGAGGAAGGAAAUCAACAUGCUACAGAAAAAGAUACUCACUGAUACGGUAAGACGUUCAAGGGGCGACGUCAUGGUGACUUCUAGAUUUUUGGAGCAGAACUGUUACAAAGUCAAUACUAAGUACUCCUCAGUCUUCCUUUCUUUCCCAUUUGAGAGUUCGAUGCAUGAGGAAUUCAGGGUUUCUCUCAAAGGGGCAACAAAGCAUGAUACGUUUUUAGUAUUGAAUGUCUCAACAACCGGCUUUAAAAAGAUGGCUUAAUAUUUCAAGUUGCACGCCAUUUCUAUCCUAGUUACCUGAACCCAAGACACACACUUACAUAGCUUAGCAAGAGAAAUGUUUUGAAACAAAACUGAACAGUUACUUGGCAAAUUUCGUAGCAUCAAGAGUUUUAAGGGUGUCAAAAUAAUAUCAGUAGUUUGUGACAAGGCUCCUUCAAGCAUCUCCGAUAUUGAAACAUUCAGGAAGAAGCAUAGGUUUCUGUUUGCUCAACCCUUAACAUUGACUUUCUCUUUUCAUUUCUUUAGCAACAACAGGACUUCUCAAGUGUGCGAAGGUCUCUUCAAAGCAUGCUUGCACAAGUAUAAG